Molecule: messenger RNA, 2519 nt
Organism: Vanessa atalanta (red admiral)
Lineage: Eukaryota; Metazoa; Arthropoda; Insecta; Lepidoptera; Nymphalidae
Product: zinc finger protein 28-like
Exons: 5
Coding region: 197-946 (249 amino acids)
Biological process (GO): central nervous system development; regulation of transcription by RNA polymerase II
Cellular component (GO): nucleus
Molecular function (GO): zinc ion binding; DNA-binding transcription factor activity, RNA polymerase II-specific; RNA polymerase II cis-regulatory region sequence-specific DNA binding
Source: RefSeq, a predicted model, not a curated record
CAAAGUUUAGAUAAUAAUUAAGUACUAAGAUAAAACUAUUUGAAACAUAGAUUUUCAAUAUUCAAAAUAAUCAGCAUUCAAAUUACUUUGUUUGAACAUAGGAUUUAAAAAUUAGGUUAUUCACAUUUAUUAACAUUUAAAAACCAUAUAGAAAGGCUGUUUCGUCUUGUCACAAAUAGUACUCAAUACAAGAAUUAUGGAGCAACAAAAGACGAGUACAAAAUUCUACGAAAUAUGUAGAUUAUGCUUGGAUGAAAAUGGCCACUGUGAUAUAUUUGACAGAAACGAAUUACAAGAUAACAUUUACCGAUGUAUCGGAGUAAAAGUGUCACUAGUUGAUAGUUUGCCGCAGAAGAUCUGUGCUAAGUGCUUAGAGAUCAUAGAUAGAGCGACUGAAUUACGUAUCAUAGCUAAAAAGAAUGACAUACAUUUAAAAUCACUUUUCUGUUGUGUAGAAGGUGAUACUUCUAAGGCUUGCCCAGAGGAUUCGGUUAAAACUGUUGAAAGCACUCAUUUCGAAAGAGACAAAAGUUUAAGCCCAGAGCGGAACCUUGUCAUUGAGAAAUUUAUAUCCGUUCGGAAAGAUUUAUUUGAAUCUUCAGUCACUGAGGAAUCAAUAACGAAGACUGAACAACAGGCUGACAGCUCUCAGAAUCGAGUUAGUAUAAAGGAUUUUAAAUGUGAAGAUGGCAACAGAGAGUAUAAAUGUAAUAUAUGUUCAAAAAAAUUUAACAAAUGGAAAAAGCUCUACUUACACAAUCGCCUUCACAAUAAAAAUUACGCAUGUCCUCUGAACUUGUGUACUAAAAAAUUUGCUACGAAAGGUGACUUGGAGAAACAUAUUCGAACUCACACCGGAGAGAAGCCGUACCAGUGUGAUAAGUGUGACAAGAGUUUUGCUCAGCGAGGAACGUUAAAAACUCAUAAGGAAACUGUGCAUACCUAAUAAUCCUUAGAGGGAAGUUUUUUGCUCUGUAGUCUAUUUCAAUGGCAGGAACAGUUGAGAUAAAUAAACAUCUUUGACCUUGAAUUGACACAUGUUUUAAUCUGUAGUAUUUAAUGGAUGAAACAUGGCGUUUUGUUGGCGAAGUUGCUAUAGGAAUUGGAAGUGAAAUUAAGUGUGAUAGUGUUGUAACGAUAAAUAAAUAUAUGUAUAUUAAUCAAGAACACUUUGAAAGUGAAUAACAUAGCACCGCUAUUAGCGAAUCGCAUGGAAUAUAUACAUCCAAGGUUUGUUUAUCUUCACUCCUCCUGCUGUUGGAAUAUAAAUGACGUCUCAUUAAAGUUAAUUUAGGAACUAUUGUUAAGUGAAAUGUGUGACUGUUGAUGUAUCUAGCGUAAUAAAACGGAUCUCCUGCAUGUUAUUUUCAGGCUACAUCUUUAUUACGAUUUGCCCAAACAAUACGAUAUUCGUACUUUUGUAAAAUAUUUUCAAUGAGUUAUGUAACACACCUCGCACUAUUCAUCGGACUAACGCCGUGUUAAACGAAUCGUUAGUUGUUAUUUUUCGAUUAUAAAUACUCCAAUGUACACCAGAAUUACUUAGUACAGAAAUAUGCUAGAAAAGAACCAGCGUAAGCUCCUAAAGCCGUCACCUUAAGGGGGUCUGAUGAAUCACUUGCUCCUUAAUAGGUAAGCCACUGUUCAAUUCAUGUCAAGGAGUUCUUAUACCUAACAAGGCAUUCUUCAAAAAUUAUAAUAUAAAAACAUAUAUUUGAUUGCCAGAAUAUUUGUACGAACAAAAUAGAUCUCAUUAAAAAAUUAAAUAGUGUGCGAAGAUAUGUCGAUAAUGAUAAAACAAAAUAUUCUAAUUCGAGUUACCAUUUAAUACGAAACUAUGCGAAGUAUUCUAGUUUCCACUGGUAGUGUAUUGUAUAUGUAUUAUUGGUUUCUAAGGGCAGAUGUAUUCCUCUCCGAACCGGAGGUAACUGAAUCAAGUAUUAUUUAUAAAAUAGGACUGUCGUUGGAGGCGCGAGGGCCGCGCGCGGUGCUGGACCUUAAUUGGACAUGACGACAUGCAGCGUGACUUUAUUGUUAUAUUGACGGACACAAAAAUUGUAAAAAAUGUUAUUAUGGUAUACCAUGUCAUUUAGUCAAAAGCGGUUAUUUAUUACAAACAUAAACUCCAAUAUUAUUAUAUGUAUAGAUUUAACGUUCUUGCUGUCACUGUAAAAUAUUGUUAUCUAUUUUGAAUAUAAAAUUAAAACUAAGAUACGGAUUUGACGGAUGUAUAUAAGUUCACGCUGUAAUUAUUAAUGGAUGUCGCGCGUUAAUUUUUUUUUUUUUUAAUAUUAAAUAAUGGCAGCAUUAUCUCUGUUUCUAUGUGUUAUUUUAAAUAAGUAUUUAUUGUGUUACCACUUUUAAUAAAUCAAGGAAUCGUUGCUUCAUAAAUAUUUUUGUUUCAAUUUGACUUCGUAUCUGCAAAAUGUCUUUGUUCUUUUAUAUUUUUAGUAUUUAUAUAAAAUACUCACUUCGACUGAAUAUUUAUUAUAAUUUUCUUUUAAUUUGUUUAAAGGCAA